AUGAACGUUGAGGAUGAUGGAAUAGCUGUGGACCCGCCUACGUUGGAGGACGUGGAAAAAGCCGUAAAGGAGCUCAAGAACGCGAAAUCCGCGGGAAAGGACGGACUUCCGGCCGAACUUUUCAAGCACGGGAGCGCGCGGAUGAUCGAGAUUCUGCACCAAAUCGUCCAGCGAAUUUGGUGCGAAGAACAGCUUCCGACCGACUGGUUAGACGGGCUCAUCACCCCAAUCUACAAGAAAGGGCAAAGACUCGAUUGUGCCAACUAUCGAGGCAUCACAAUCCUCAACUCAGCGUACAAAGUACUAUCCCGAAUCCUGUGGAGCAAGCUGAGACCCUUGACCGAGACCUUUGUCGGCGAAUACCAGUGCGGUUUUCGAGCGGGUCGGUCAACGAUGGAUCAGAUGUUCACUCUGCGACAAAUCCUCGACAAGUUCCGGGAGCACAACCUGCAAACACACCAUUUGUUCAUCGACUUCAAGGCGGCGUACGAUUCAGUCAAAAGAAACGAACUUUGGAAAAUUAUGCUAGAACACGGCUUUCCGGCGAAGCUAAUUAGACUGAUUCGUGCAACGCUCGACGGAGCAAAAUCAAGCGUGCGAAUAGCCAACGAGACAUCUGAAGCUUUCGUUACGUUGGAUGGAUUGAAGCAGGGCGAUGCUCUCUCAAACUUACUGUUCAUCAUAGCGUUGGAGGGUGCUGCUCGAAGGGCAGGCGUGCAAAGAAACGGAACACUCAUCACUAAAUCGUACAUGCUGCUUGGAUACGCUGACGACAUCGACAUCAUUGGUAUCGACCGUCGGUCAGUGGAGGAGGCGUUCGUCCCUUUCAAGCGGGAAGCUGCGAAGAUCGGACUGACCAUCAACACUGCCAAGACCAAGUAUCUGGUUGCUGGCAGAGCGCGUGGCAGUGCAGGUGAUGGUGUUUCGGAGGUGGAAAUAGAUGGAGAAAGAUAUGAGGUGGUGGAUGAAUUUGUAUAUCUUGGUACACUUGUGACGUGCGACAACGAUGUGAGCUGCGAAGUGAAACGGCGGAUUAGUGCUGCAAACAGGGCCUUCUACGGUCUUCGUAGCCAGCUAAGGUCCCGCAGCCUAAGGACGCCUACGAAAAUCACGCUGUACAGGACCUUGAUACUCCCUGUAGCACUUUACGGUCACGAGUCGUGGACGCUAAAGGAGGCUGACCAGAGAGCACUUGGGGUCUUCGAGCGGAGAAUCCUGCGUACUAUCUUCGGCGGCAAGCAAGUAGGAGACCGGUGGCGCAGGCGCAUGAACUUCGAGCUGUACCAAGACUACAAACAUGCUGAUAUCGUAAAAGUCAUCAAGCACGACAGGCUGAAGUGGGCUGGACAUGUAGCCAGAAUGUCGGACGAGCGGGCGGCUAAAACGAUAUUCAGCAGCGAACCCGGACGGGGUCGUCGGCUUCGUGGAAGGCCUCGUACGCGUUGGCUGUGUGCAGUCGACGAAGAUGCAAGAGCGGCCAACAUUGUGGGCGACUGGAGACGAGCGGCCCAAGAUCGAGCAUCCUGGAAAUCUUCGAUUAGUUCAGCGUUGGGUCGAUAG
Molecule: messenger RNA, 1560 nt
Organism: Culex quinquefasciatus (southern house mosquito)
Lineage: Eukaryota; Metazoa; Arthropoda; Insecta; Diptera; Culicidae
Exons: 1
Coding region: 1-1560 (519 amino acids)
Source: RefSeq, a predicted model, not a curated record